AUGAAGCAGAAUAGGACUAGUCUUGCUGGUAUCCGAGUAGGACCAUUUCGAUAUAACUCACCAUGGACUCAAGUUACUAUCCUUGGGUUCAUCACUUUUUGUUCAGUUGGCAUGUUCUCUGCCGUUUCCAAUUUAGGUGCAGGUGGUACACAAGAUACUCAAUUGAGUGAUAUUGGGAAUGGUGUCCUUUACGGUUGUUUCGCGAUAAUGGGUUUCUUCGCUGGAUCUAUCAAUAAUAUACUUGGUCCACGAUUGACUUUAUCAAUUGGUACGAUGGGUUAUUCCCUUUAUAUUGGUUCGCUCUGGUGUUAUCAGGUCAAUGGGACUCGGUGGUUUCUCAUACUCGCUGGAGGUAUCUUGGGUAUCACUGCUGCUUUACUGUGGUCAGCGCAAGGAAGCAUAAUGAUGUCCUAUCCCCUCGAAAAAGACAAGGGAAGGUCAUUUGCCGUUUUUUGGUCUAUCUUUCAACUCGGUACCUUGGUGGGAGCAUCCAUCGCCUUGGGUAUACAGGCUCACUCGACCCUUCCUGGGGUAUCAACAGGGGUGUAUCUAGCAUUCAUGAUCAUCAUGUUAACUUCGAUAUUCACUUCUUGGCUCAUUCUCCCGCCUUACCUCGUCGUACGAGACGACGGCACUUUAGUCGAACUUCAUCAAGCUAUAAGUCCCCGAGCCGAAUUCCACGCUUUCAUCCUACUCCUCAAAGAUUGGCGGAUGAUUGCUCUCUUCCCAAUGUUCUUUGCCUCGAAUUAUUUCUACUCUUACCAAGGAGCAAUCACUGCUUUCCUCUUCAACGGUCGUACUCGUGCCCUUAUUUCCUUACUCACUGGCCUGGGUUCAAUAGUCGGUUCCAUAUUGAUCGGUCUCAUCCUUGAUCGACUUCCCUAUUCCCGUCGAAAACGUUCGUUUUGCGGUGUUGGGGUGGUCUUGCUUAUCAACAUCCUCACCUGGGGUGGAGGAUUAGGAUUUCAGGUCACGUUUCACAGAGCGGAUGGGAAGAAAAAUUGGGAUUGGACCACCGGAGAGGCAACAGGACCAAUCAUACUUCUCAUGGCUUAUUAUAUUGGGGAUGCGGCAUUCCAAGGUUUGGCAUAUUACACCAUGUCGGCGAUGUCAAAUGAUCCAUUCAAAUUGGCUCGUAUGGCGGGGUAUUACAAGGGUGUGCAAUCUGCCGGUUCGGCUGUAUCAUUUGGUAUGGACGCAGUAUCUGCUGCUUUCCUCACUGAACACCUCGUCUCUUGGCUCAUGCUACUUCUCUCCCUUCCUCUCUGCGCUUGGGUUCUGUUUCGCACUCGCGAGUCAAACUACGAAGUCGAACCUGUCCUCCGGGUGGAAGACAUCAAUGAAAAACUUGAGCCAACGGCUCUUCCUGUCGACUAUCAAGGAGAACAUCAUGAAGAACCACUACCAGCUAUCAAUGAACAGAAGAUACAAGAGGAUGAAGUUUGA
Messenger RNA from Tremella mesenterica DSM 1558, 1446 nucleotides. RefSeq lists its product as uncharacterized. NCBI's taxonomy places the organism in Eukaryota, Fungi, Basidiomycota, Tremellomycetes, Tremellales, Tremellaceae. Bases 1 to 1446 code for a protein of 481 amino acids. The record is from RefSeq and is a predicted model, not a curated record. The transcript is spliced from 10 exons.